UCUGGUUAAGAUUGAGUGAAAUUUAAAAAAUAAAUAGACUUUUGGAAUAAAAUUUACAAAAUGAUUAAACAAAUAGUGGUACUUGUUGCUGUUGCAGUUGCUGUGUAUUGUGAUGAUGAUCAACCCGAAUACAUCAAACAGUGUCGAGAGUCGGACCCGGCGUUAUUGGAUUGUCUGAAGGAUUCGCUGCAUCACCUGAGACCGUACCUGGCCGCAGGAAUCCCCGAGAUUGAGAUGCCGCCGGUCGAGCCCUUCCGCAUGGACAAGCUGUCGCUCGCGCUCACCGAAUUUCAACAUAAAAGGCCGUUAAGUGAAAAUGGAAAACCGUUCCAGGCCAGAGUUACCAUGCCAAGAUUAAGGAUUGCAUCAAAAUAUUUGAGCAGUGGAGUUUUGAUCAUUUUACCAGCUAGUGGAAAUGGAACUUUCAGUGGAACAUUUGAUGGUGUAACAGCCGAUUUAUCAGGUACAGUGUCAACAUCAGAGAGAAACGGGCUCAAGUACUUGCAUGUCGAUUCGCUCCAUUUGGACCUGAAGGUGCGCGACGUGCGAAUGCAGGUGUCACGAGUGUUCAACAACAAUCGAAUUCUUACUGAAGCCACAAAUUUAUUCUUAAGAGAAAAUGGACAAGAAGUUCUAGGAGCCAUGAGUCCUCAAUUAAGAAAAAAACUUUCUGCAGAAUUUAGUCGUAUUGCAAAUCAAUUAUUGUUACAUGUUCCUAUUUCGAAAUUUUUGUUACCUUAGAUAUUAAGACUUGAAAAUAUUGUUUUUUUUAAUAUUUUAUUA
Ctenocephalides felis (cat flea) is the source of this 783-nucleotide messenger RNA. RefSeq lists its product as uncharacterized. The transcript has 6 exons. The record is from RefSeq and is a predicted model, not a curated record. Bases 61 to 741 code for a protein of 226 amino acids. NCBI's taxonomy places the organism in Eukaryota, Metazoa, Arthropoda, Insecta, Siphonaptera, Pulicidae.